Salvelinus namaycush (lake trout) is the source of this 363-nucleotide messenger RNA. Its product is annotated as myelin basic protein-like. Bases 1 to 363 code for a protein of 120 amino acids. NCBI's taxonomy places the organism in Eukaryota, Metazoa, Chordata, Actinopteri, Salmoniformes, Salmonidae. The record is from RefSeq and is a predicted model, not a curated record. The transcript is spliced from 5 exons. Gene Ontology annotation, molecular function: structural constituent of myelin sheath.
AUGGCAACUGCAAGCUCCUCUGGACUGUCUAGCCUGGGAAGGAAAAAGAAGGCCCCUGGCCUUAUGGAUCAAAUUGGGAACUUCUUUGGAGGGGACAAGAAGAGGAAGAGCAAGGGUUCUUUCCGUGGCCUGUCCUCUCCUGUCAGACCUGCCAAGGCAACCCCUAAGGGUGGGGAGAACGCUGUUGUGCGCCUCUUCAGAACGAUCGUGUCCCCUGCCCCUCCUAAGUCUAGGUGGACGGCAAUGACUGCGAAACUAGGCCAGGGGUCUCAGAAGUCAACAGGAUCCGCUAAGGCGAAGAAGGCCGGUGCAGGAGACAGCGGAACCCUGUCCAAGAUCUUCAAAAUGGUAAAGGAAAACUAA